Messenger RNA from Rhizopus microsporus ATCC 52813, 1814 nucleotides. RefSeq names its product AGC/AKT protein kinase. Gene Ontology annotation, molecular function: protein serine/threonine kinase activity; ATP binding. Lineage: Eukaryota; Fungi; Mucoromycota; Mucoromycetes; Mucorales; Rhizopodaceae. The transcript is spliced from 7 exons. Gene Ontology annotation, biological process: protein phosphorylation. The record is from RefSeq and is a predicted model, not a curated record. Bases 150 to 1805 code for a protein of 551 amino acids.
GGAAGAGGGAGAAAACAAACAAACCACUCUUUAUAACAACAACAACAACUAUCUGAGAUUAAAUGUGUGUAGCCUUAUUUCCUCCUUAUUUGUAAAAUUUAUUUAUUUCAUUUCUUCUUCUUCUUUUACUCUUUUCUUUAUUUUUAAAAAUGAAUUCAUGGAAACUGCCUGGUGUUAGAAGAAAUAAGGAAACGAACAAUACAAUUACAGCCAAUAACACAAUCAUAAACAAUAAGACUGCGAAUACCGGUUCAUCAUCACAAUCAUCUAGUACAAAUGAACCCAAGAAUGGUGUCUUAUUGAUUCGUGUAUGUGAAGCUCGAGGCAUUAGCCCACCUGCAAAUAUUACAUUACCUUCUGUUCCACCUCAGCCUGUUCAUCAGAACCGCAACCGUGAUUCUCUUACUCGUAAACAAAACUGGUGGUUACCCUAUGUUGUAUUAGAAUUUGAUAAGAAUGAAAUAUUAAUUGACGCCUUGGGAGGAGAUACAGCAAAUCCUAUUUAUCAGCACCGAGCCAACUUCGAUGUUUCUCGUAGCUCAGAGGUAUCCAUUUCAAUCUAUAUGCGUCAUCCUCCUACUCAAGGAGAGAGUACAUCUCGUACAACAAAUGAUUUCUUCCUUGGAGGUGUCAAGAUUCAACCCAACUUUGGUUCAACCAAGAUUGAAGAUCAAGUCUUAAACAUUGUUGGUGGCACGGGCAUGAUGCAUAUCCAACUCUGUUAUAGACCACAGCAGCAAAGUGCGCCUAUUACGUUUGAUUCAUUUGAACUGUUGAGAGUGAUUGGAAGAGGUAGCUUUGGAAAGGUGUACGUUGUACGUAAGAAGGAUACGAAUCGAAUUUAUGCUAUGAAAGUACUUCGUAAAUCGCGUAUCAUUUCUCGAUCAGAAGUAACGCAUACGAUGGCAGAGAAGACAGUAUUAGCUCAGAUUAGAAAUCCAUUCAUCGUUCCUCUCAAGUUUGCCUUCCAAAGUCCAGAUAAACUCUAUCUCGUCUUGGCUUUUAUUAAUGGAGGUGAAUUGUUUCAUCAUUUACAAUUAGAAGGCAAAUUCAGUGAAGAGAGGUCUCGAUUUUAUACAGCCGAACUCCUGAGUGCAUUAGAAUGUCUUCACGACUUUAAUGUUGUCUAUCGUGAUCUUAAACCAGAGAAUAUCUUGAUUGAUUACAAUGGACAUAUUGCCCUGUGUGAUUUUGGUCUUUGCAAGUUAAACAUGAGUGAAAAUGAGCGUACGAAUACAUUUUGUGGUACACCAGAGUACCUUGCACCUGAGCUAUUACUUGGGCAAGGAUAUACCAAGACAGUAGACUGGUGGACAUUAGGUGUGUUACUUUAUGAGAUGAUGACUGGAUUACCACCCUUUUAUGAUGAAAAUACGAAUGAGAUGUACCGAAAGAUUCUUCAAGAUGAAUUACGGUUUCCUGAUGACAUGUCAACCGAGGCAAGAAGUCUUUUGAGAGGACUUUUAACUCGUGAUCCUAAUGAAAGAUUAGGCAAUAAUGGAUCAGAAGAGAUCAAGAAUCACCCAUUCUUUGCAAGUAUUGACUGGCGUAAAUUGAAUCAAAAGAAACUUCAGCCACCUUAUAAGCCAUCGGUUGAAUCAGCUUAUGACACUCAAAACUUUGAUGAUGAAUUUACAUCAGAGGCACCUCAAGAAUCUCUUGUAGAUGAAUCACAAAUAUCAAGUACGAUGCAAGAACAAUUUGCUGGAUUUACUUAUAAUCCUGCUAAUGAACACAUGGGUGAAAGCUACACUGGAACAUCGGCUGUAGGAAGUGCAGGUGCUUCUCAUGGCUCUGCUUGGUAAAGUCCUCAC